Messenger RNA from Mercenaria mercenaria, 1807 nucleotides. RefSeq lists its product as uncharacterized. Bases 267 to 1646 code for a protein of 459 amino acids. The transcript has 3 exons. The record is from RefSeq and is a predicted model, not a curated record. NCBI's taxonomy places the organism in Eukaryota, Metazoa, Mollusca, Bivalvia, Venerida, Veneridae.
GUGUUAGUUUUAAAAUCGUCUGCAUUAGCGUAUAUGCGCCUUCGUUAUGCCGAUUUCUGACUGCACUAACAUAGUACACAAGUUAAUGGUAUAAUUGAUUGUGUAUAAAUUUACACAUGUGUUUUAAAAAAAAGUCGCUAAGUUAUAUUUGAUUUUUUUUUUGGAUUUGAAGUUGGUUAGAGGAACGAAAGCUGAAGAAUGAGGAUUUACUGAAAGUGAUACAUUUAAUCUUAACUCUAGUUGUGUUUGACAAAUCAAAAAGAUAAAUGAUAACAGGACCAGUUGUUACUGUUCGCGAAACAGAGACUGAACAAAUUAUGACAGCAGGAUAUGAUGUAGGUGCAGCUGACGCUCCUGCAACUAAUAGCCAGGACGUAACGCAAAGACAACCUAUCACAAGGUCAAGGUUGAACCUUGUGUUGUGCAUUGUCUUGGCAAUAAAUGCAUUGUUACAGUUUAUUGCGAUAUUUACGCCAGGUUGGAAUACGACGACUGGCGACAACAGUGGAGUUUAUGAAUCCGUAUAUUACAGAACAGUAUGCGUAACGGUUGAGGAAGAAAGUGAAUGUGAAACUAAGACAUACAGGAGAUUAUUCUCUGAUCGAUACGAUGCAUCCACCGAUGCCAGUAAACCAUCACUAGUGCUAGAGAACAAUUUGCGGGUACGACAUCAGAUGAACGUUCAGAUCAGCUGGAUUAUAGUUGUUGGGGCAACAAUUUUCCAGUUUCUACGAUAUAUCAGGACUAAAGAAUUCUAUCCAAAGCUCAUAGCCACCAGUACAGUGUGCCUCAUAAUAGCAUGCUCGUUUAUGUACCAAGCCUUGUACGAAGCAUUUUCACGUAUCGAUUUCUCACGACGAGCAGUUGAUUUACUAGAACAAACUACUGGCUUUCCGUAUAGUGUCUUCUUUUAUGCUAUUGCUUUUGUACAGACGUGUGCUAGUACCUUUCUGAUCGCGAAACAAACUUUAGACUGUAUGCAUUACCUCCAACAAAGUUCGGCUGAAAAUCAACGGAAAUACGAGGAACAGAGGAAGCGUUACGACGCAGAGGUUGAAAGGCUCAGACGUUCUCAAUACAUGCAUGCUGAAAAUACGCUUUUAGAGGCCAAGAGUAGGGGAUCACGCAAUGUAGACAGACAUCCAUACUGCCAACCUUCCCCAAGGCAAUCCCCUAGACCGUCACCCAGCCCGUCUCCAGGGUUGUCCCAACGAAACUCUGAUACCAGGACACAUUUUCAGUUCGGGGAUCAUCUUGACAGGUCACAUACGGGAUAUGAUGAACACGGCGCCAGUUCACAGGAACAUUCUAUAUUGGCUAAUAACCAUACCUCAGGGCAGUCCCCUAGACCGUCUCCAAGCCCGUCUCCAAGACUGUCCCCACGGUACUCUGAUGAAAGAGCACGUUCCAGAUAUAUGGAACUUCUUGAAAGGUCACGUGAAGGGCACGAUAAUCACGCAUUCAGUUUACAAGAUCGUUCUAUAUCGGGUAAUGACCAUAACAGACUACAUGAACAUUAUCCAAAACCACGUGAUCAAUCUCCAAGAACAUACGAACAUUCUCCCGAAUCAGGUGACACUUCCCAACAAGUAGAGCUAAACGAUAUUAAUAUCCAAGAUCAAAAUACCACAGCAGUGAAGUUGUAAACCUGAAAACUUUUAAUAUAACAUUAUAUAGUGUUUAUUUUUAUACUAACGCCAAGUGCUUACGACGUGCAGUGGUUCUUAAUUUUCCUUAAGGACUCAGUUUUGUAAAAUAGUUUGGUUUUAAACCCUUUUCUAUAACUUUAAUAAAAGUACAAAUAAUG